Molecule: messenger RNA, 768 nt
Organism: Neurospora hispaniola
Lineage: Eukaryota; Fungi; Ascomycota; Sordariomycetes; Sordariales; Sordariaceae
Exons: 3
Coding region: 320-598 (92 amino acids)
Source: RefSeq, a predicted model, not a curated record
CUGGCAUCACCUUUCUUCAGUCGUGUCGCGAUGCGAACAACCUACUAGUUAUUGAGGUGUUUGUUGGAACAGGCAGGAAGGUGUUCUGGGAUCAUCGCAGAAAUGUCUGGUGCUUUCCCUGACUUGGGCGUAGAGGUCUGAUCUCUAUUUAAAGAGGGCUUCUUCCCUCUGUUCUGCUCGGGCCCUCUUCUUCCUCUUGUUCUUUAUCGCAAACACCAAUUUUCCAAUUGACCUUAACCGGCAGACGCUGCAGAAAAACCAGCCAUAAUUCGAUCUUCUCUUUCUUCCGACUUGAUCAGUAAUCACAUCCUCCUCCAAAAUGCCUAGCGGAAACGGAUACAGCUACAAGGGCCAUGGCACCAACAGCCAGGGUAACCACUACUGCGCUCGUGACUAUGGCAACGGAUCCAACGCGUAUCACUACUCCAACACUAACGGAUCCUACUACUACUCCAACCCGAACGGUAGCACUUACUACAACAGCGGCAGUGGAUCUUCCACGUACACCUCGCCCAGUGGUAACUCGUACUCGAGCUCCGGCUCUGGCUCUGGCUCUGGCUCCGGCUCUGGCUCCGGCUCUUCUGGAAAUUCCAAGUGAGAUGUGAGGGGGAAUGCUUGAAAGGCGAUGGUUGGAAGCCAGGGAAGAUAGUCCGGUGAAAGUCUGCUAGGCAAGAUGGAAAUUAAAGAGGGUUGACAGGACUAUGGCCGUUUUGAGAGCCAAUUUCGUCGCACGAAAGAGAGGCAUAGCAUUUGACUUGUUGGUAUGAA